GCAUCCACAAACAAAAUGUGUGAACGCCAUGAUACCAAAGAAGAAGAUAUUACCCACCCUCGCCAGCCUUCCUUCUGAGAAGCAGUCAGUCAACCGGCUGUUGCAUUUUUUUUUCGGUUAUCGAUUGGUCUUGUCUGGACCGUGAAGUCGCGGGAGAGUUUGGACAAAAAUGGUGGAUAAAUAAAAUAGAGUUCACUAAGGCCGUUUUAAAAAAGUAUCAAUUUACGGUCUGCUUAACAGGGUGGCGCUCCCAUAGACACCAAUGCGAUAGCAGCUGGGUCUGGUCUGCUUUGUUCAUUGAUUGAACCAGAAAAAACAGCGACUGGAUUGGAAUCCUUCCUGCCCCCCCCCAAAAAACGUGACUAGCUAGCAUAUUGACGCCGAUAAAUACAGAAACAAAUGGCUUUGAAUGGUGACGGUUAGGAUCGCGUGACAAGAAUGGAGGAUAAUUUGGAGCGCGUGCUCCAUUGCGAUGACAAGGAGGAGUUGAGGCGGAAACUGGCCCUGCUACAGAGGGAGUACUCCAGGACAGUUCAGAGAUUACAGCGAGCUGAGCGUUCAGAUGCCGUGCGGAAGCAUGUGAGGAGUCGGAUCUCUGAGCAGAACCUCCAGGACCAGACAGACCCAGUCCCAGCCAGCACCUUUCCCAACCCAGCUCUACCUCCCCUCUCCCUUGGUUGCCCUGCUAGGACGGCCCCAGGUUCGGCCUCACCAUCCGGCCCCGCUGGAGACUCGACUGUGGCGGCAUCGUGUCCGGUGGAAUCUGAGAACCCCAGGCGGAGGAGUCCGUCCAUCCGCUUCCUCCUCCCCGUCGAUGACUCUUGCCCUCGGACACCUGACCUUAACCCUCACAGACGAAGCCACUCCCUCCGGCUGAGGUCACGGAGAAGCCGGCUGCGCUGGGAGCGGACGGGGAGGGUCCAGGGCGGCGAGGGGGCAGGGGGGAGGUACGACACAGAGACCAGCGAGGAUGGGCUGGAGCUGGAAGCACAAACAGAGAAAGAAGAGGACGGAGAGAAGAGAAAUAUGGAGGAAGAGAAGGAGGGUGUGAAGAAAGAGGUAGAGAGGGAGGAGAAUGAGAGGGAAAUUCCAGAUAAAGAGGCAAUUAAACAGAGUGAUGGAGAGGAGAGAGAAGAACAGAGGACAUAUGGACAGAAGGAGAUCGGUUCACCCCUUCCUUCUCUGAGGAGAGAUGGAGAGGAGAGAGAAGAACAGAGGUCAUAUGGACAGAAGGAGGUCGGUUCACCCCUUCCUUCUCUGAGGAGAGAUGGAGAGGAGAGAGAAGAACAGAGGACAUAUGGACAGAAGGAGGUCGGUUCACCCCUUCCUUCUCUGAGGAGAGAUGGAGAGGAGAGAGAAGAACAGAGGACAUAUGGACAGAAGGAGAUAGGUUCACCCCUUCCUUCUCUGAGGAGAGAUGGAGAGGAGAGAGAAGAGGGAAGUGAUUCAGUAGCUGUGGGAGUCUCUGUGUUAGGGGCUGUUGGGUUGUGUAACACUGGGGGAGUCCUGGACUCGUGCACUCUGGUGGAAGGUCUGCCGUUCCCUGUAGAAUACUACAUCAGAACCACAAGACGCAUGGCCUCUUCACAGAGCCACAGAGACCUGCAGGCUGUCGUUCUGAACCAACUCAACAGGGGGCGCCACAGAAGGAACAGGGGCCGGAUGUCUAACACACACUCACUCUCAACUUCACAGUCCGACUCACUAGCACAACCCUCCAAUCACCGCCCGUGCUCAAGUCAACUGACCUCAAACUCACCGAACAAUCGCACACCGGUUGAGGAGCCAUCAGCCAAUCAGAUGCUUACCGCUGAGUCGGGGACCAAUCAGAGUGAGAGUUUACCCUCCAGAGCCUGCAGUGUUCGGCCUAUCAGAGGCCGGAGGAGGAGAGGAAGGAGGCCGAGACUGGGCCGCUCUCUAAGUUUGGACUCGGAUCCCCCAGCACCAGUCCCAGACAACACCCAGACACCGGCCGCUACUAGCCCAGCCUCACAGCCUCUCCCUGGGGGUGGAUGUCCGGAGCGCUGGACUCUCUCUGGAGGUGUGGAGGAACGGCUUUAUCCCAUCUUCAGAAGGAGCUGUGUCUCUCCCCUCAUUCACACAUCAAAGCAGAGCAAAGAGAGUGUGUGGUCUCUCCUCCUGCCCUCCUCCCUCUCCCCUGGAGGACCAGCAGUGCACCCUGGGAGUCUGGGCUGCGUCAUCUCAACCUUUGGCCUCCAGGAUUUCCAUCUCCCCGACGACCAGUUCGGACAGCUAAAGCUCCAGAAGCUUCGCGCCUCGUCUGCCGUUGCCGAACCGGAACCCUUCUCACCUUACAACAUGCGUCGUCGCCGCAACAGAGGCUCGGUCCACGGUCUCCAUGGCAACACAGGCGGUCAGACGUCCAAAGCGCCUACACCUGAGCCCCUCCCUCUCAGCCUCACCCCUCCUGUCACAGACUGCGUCACUCCGGUAGAACAGUCUAUAGACAGAUCUAUAGGCCAGCAUCUUAUAGACCACCCUAUAGGCCAGCAAUCUACAGACGCACUAGACCAUUCUACAGACCUCCAUUCGGAGUACCAUUCAGUUUGCCAGUCUACAGACCACCCUGUAGACCAGCAUAUAGGCCAUCAGUCUACAGACCAACCCGUAGACCAGCCUACUGGCCAUCAGUCUACAGACCAACCCGUAGACCAGCCUACUGGCCAUCAGUCUACAGACCAAUCUGUAGACCAGAAUGUAGGCCAUCAGUCUACAGACCACCCUGUAGACCAGCCUACUGGCCAUCAGUCUACAGACCAGCCUACUGGCCAUCAGUCUACAGACCACCUUGUAGACCAGCCUACUGGCCAUCAGUCUACAGACCAAUCUGUAGACCUGCUUAUUGGCCAUCAGCUUACCGUUUUAGUAGGCCAGUCUAUAGACUUUCCUUCAGUAGACCAGCAGACAGGCCUACUCACUACUGAGUGCCCUUCCCUUCAAACUGAAACCGAGACCGAGUGCCCUCCCGAGUGUCCAUCCUUCCACACAAAGACUAAGUGCCUUUCUCCGUGCCCUACGGAGUUCUCUGUCGAGUGCCUUACCAAAUGUCCUUCCGUGUGCACUACUGAGUGCCCUUCCCUCCGGAGGGAGACAGAUGCAGAGUGUGCUGUCCCCCCCAGCCCUUCCCUGCUCCUCCUUAGCCCCUCCCUAACCAGCCACACCCCUCACAGACACACCCUCUCCCUUUCCCUCUCCUCCAUUCCCCCUUUACCUUCCUUAGGGAUGACCCCUAGCCCCUUGACCCCUAACCCCAACAUACCCCUCUCCCUCCCUGACAGCCCCCCAUUACCUUCUUUAGAGGCGGUGACUCUCCCUCUCUCCUGCCCUCCCUGCCGCCCCACUCUGACCCUCCCCCUCUCCUGCUCUCCCUGUCCCCCUACUCUGACCCUCCCCUUCCCCUCUAGUCCCUCCACCCAAGCCCUCUCUCCUCCCUCCCUCUCUCCCUGCCCCUCUCCAAUCAUCCCUCUCUCCUCCCCUCCUCCCUCCCUCGCUCUCUGCCACCCCAACCUUGUUGAUUCCCUGCCCCAACUUUUUCUCCCUCCCACUCCUCUACUACUGCCUCAAUCUCUCCCUCCAACCCCAAAUACACCCCCUCCAUCGCCCCCUAUCCAGCUUCUUCGCCAGCCAGCUCCCUCUCUCCACUCAACCAGACAGGCCACCGAGGAGAGAGGAGAGGGAGAGGAGGAGAGAGCGUGGAGGAAGAAAGAGGAGAAGAGGAGGGAGGGGAUGACCGAGGAGGGUGUCUUAAAGCUCUCUCACACACUGAAGGCCCCUGCAGGAGGCAGCCUGGUGGAUGUGUGCUGUGUGUCGUGGCUGUCAGUAGGUGUAUGUAUAGCGGUGGCAGGAGAGUGGGAGGUGUGUGUUUGGGGUCAGAACAACCCCCCACACUGGAGACGACUCCACACCUGGACCUUCAUACAAUCAGUGAUGUCAGUGUUUCCUGUGUCGGACGCUCCUGGGCUUCUGUGUGUGACUCUGGGCCAGCUGGAAAUCAGAGAGGCCAGGGUACUCUGCUGCUCCAGUCUGUCCCAGGCGGUGCUCUGUGAGGGGGAGAUCCACAUGGUGGUGGGCAUGUCCAACCGAAGGCUGGUUAGCUCCUCCUACUCUGUCGCCACAACCCCGCUGCAGGUCUACACACUGACACAGGAUGGCAGGCUGCAGGCCUGCCUGUCUUUGGUCUGUCCUACUGAGCGCGUGCAGACCGUGGCGGCGGUGGAGGGACAGACUGACGCUCUGAUUGGCUCAACCCACGGAGGACAUGUUGUUCUGUGGAACGUGACGACGGGACAGCUGCUGCGGAGCAUCAAUCUGGGAGAUGGUUUCACGGAUACGACCUGCCUCCGAGGAUACUCCCUCUGCGGGGUGCUGUUUGUCCGUUGCAACACACGUCCCUGUGUGCUGUGGAGGAGGAAGAGGGAGGGGCUCUGUUCUCGCUGGUCGCCACCAACCCUCUGA
Molecule: messenger RNA, 4476 nt
Organism: Oncorhynchus kisutch (coho salmon)
Lineage: Eukaryota; Metazoa; Chordata; Actinopteri; Salmoniformes; Salmonidae
Exons: 14
Coding region: 439-4476 (1345 amino acids)
Biological process (GO): double-strand break repair via homologous recombination
Cellular component (GO): nucleoplasm
Molecular function (GO): protein binding; DNA binding
Source: RefSeq, a predicted model, not a curated record